Messenger RNA from Physcomitrium patens, 528 nucleotides. RefSeq names its product cytosine deaminase. Gene Ontology annotation, molecular function: diaminohydroxyphosphoribosylaminopyrimidine deaminase activity. The record is from RefSeq and is a predicted model, not a curated record. NCBI's taxonomy places the organism in Eukaryota, Viridiplantae, Streptophyta, Bryopsida, Funariales, Funariaceae.
AUGCGUUCCGCCGUGAGGGAGGAACAUCAAGAGAUGGAAGCCUUGGAACAGUACCGAGCCAUGCUCGACGUCGCCAUAGCCGAAGCACGCACAGGUCUAGGCGAGGACGGCAUCCCGAUCGGCGCCGCGCUGUUCGAUGCCGGGGGGCAGCUCCUGGGACGCGGGCGCAACCGCCGCGUGCAGGAGAACGAUCCUUCGGUGCAUGCGGAGACUGAUGCAUUCCGGAAGGCGGGACGGCAGCGCAGCUACCGCGACACGAUCAUGGUGACCACUCUGGCCCCGUGCUGGUACUGCAGCGGCCUGGUCCGCCAGUUCAACAUCGGCACUGUGGUGGUGGGCGAGACGGUGAAUUUCCAGGGCGGGGUGGCGUGGCUGCGCGAGAAUGGUGUCCAAGUUGUGGAUCUCCAGUCUCGGGAAUGCGCCGACAUCCUCUCGAGCUUCAUUGCGGCCAACCCCGCGAUCUGGAACGAAGACAUUGGCCACGACCUAGAGACGCCAAACCCUAAUUCUUCUGGGGCCGGCCCUUGA